CUGCAUUUCAUUCAAUCUGAAAGCAGGUAUAGGGCCAAUACCACAACUAUCUAAUAGGCAGAAUAAUUACAGUGUAAACGUGAUGUUUACAUUAGGAGUGUUGAAAAACCUCCCUCCCCGCAAUGCCUGCAUCCGCCAAUGACUGCAGCUAUAGGUCACCGAGAAAGCGACGUGCCAGGUAUGGCUGUUGUAGACUGCGUCUGUCCGGAGGAGGAGAGCUGGAGAGGAGACUGAGUAGAGCCUCGGUAAUAAGAGAUCAGACAAACACAGCAAGCAGCAUGCCGUUUGGGAUGGUAACGCUUCCCACUGUCCGCUACCAUCAUCACUAAGCACUGAACAAAUCUACAAAGCGGAGGGUAAUGAUGACAUCACAAAUUCAGACUGAUACAGUGUGAUCCAUCAUUCCUGGCCUGACAUUGACAUGGCAACAGGCAGGAAGGGGUCGACCUCAAAGGGAGGAAGCGUGCGUUUCCCUGACGACGAGGAUGCCAUGGGCUCCCCUGUUCACCGUGAGGACAAAGCCAAGGAUUCUUCCAUCCCUGCUCUCCCAGAGCCUGAUGGGAACUUCCUGGUUAAGGUAGGGUUCCUGAGGAGUCUGCAUCGUUAUGAGAUCGUCUUCACCCUCCCAGAGGUGCCUGUGCUGGGGAAAGAUGUGUGCUCCCUCCCUUCCUCCUCAUCACCGACUCCCAGACCCCUCCUCAAAGUCAACCGUGUCACACCCACACCAGAGGGUGGGGUGAAGGUGACGUGUGAGUACACCACCCAUCAGGAGGGGGUGCUGCAGGAGGAGCUGACCCUGAUCAGCCGGGGGAAGAAGGACCAACGUCUGCGGGUCAGACUACAGGCCCGGGUCAUGGAUCGUCACCAUGGUACUCCUAUGCUGCUGGAGGGGGUGCGGUGUCUGGGGGCGGAGAAAGAAAAAAGGAAAUGAGCCGUCUGUCCCUUUAUAUCUUUCCCCUCCUGUAGAGACCAGCCAUCAUCCAUCCCUUUAUAUCAUCCCCUACUGUAGAGACCAGCCAUCAUGUAUCCCUUUAUAUCUUCCCCCUCCUGUAGAGACCAGCCAUCGUCCGUCUCUUUAUAUCUUCCCCCUCCUGUAGAGACCAGCCAUCAUCCGUCCCUUUAUAUCUUCCCCCUCCUGUAGAGACCAGCCAUCAUCCGUCACUUUAUAUCUUCCCCCUCCUGUAGAGACCAGCCAUCAUCCGUCACUUUAUAUCUUCCCCCUCCUGUAGAGACCAGCCAUCAUCCGUCACUUUAUAUCUUCCCCCUCCUGUAGAGACCAGACAUCAUCCGUCCCUUUAUAUCUUCCCCCUCCUGUAGAGACCAGCCAUCAUCCGUCACUUUAUAUCUUACUCCUCCUGUAGAGACCAGCCAUCAUCCGUUCAUUUAUAUCUUCCCCCUCCUGUAGAGACCAGCUGUCGUAGUGGAACAAAACCAGCACUUACCUGCACUUAGCCACACACAUGCAUGCACCCGUAGUGGCACACACACACCUGAGGAGGCUGAUGGGAGGUGCUAUAGGGACGGCUUAGUGUAAAGACUGGAAUGGAACAUGUGGAACGGUAUCAAACAUAUAGAAACCACGUUUGACUCCGUUCCAUGAAUUCCAUUCCAGCCAUUACAAUGAGCCCAUCCUCCUAUAGCUCCUCCCACCAGCCUCCUCUGACACACAAACACACACACACACAAACUGUUUUUUUUUGUGAUUAGCCCUGUAAUGAAGACCAAGGUGUCCAUGAUCACUUAUAGUUCCCCAAAUGUAAAAUGACACAUUGCUCAGUGAGGGAGGCAAUGUGUUUCCAACAUCCACUGUAGGUCCAUUAUAUAACCAGGCACUGCAGCUCUUUGCUUCUCGUCCCUUCUGUCGUUCUGCAACAAGAGCCAAGCGUCAACCAGCCUUAAACGAUCAGAAAUAAUAUUUACAUUUUAAUUAUGCACGUCAAUAUAACCUGUCAUUGUAUUAUGAUUUACACUGAGUGGACAAAACAGUAAGAACACCUUCCUAAUAUUGAGUUGCACCCCCCCCAUUCACCCUCUGAAUGUCACACAUACACAAUCCAUGUCUCAAUUCUCUCAAGGCUUAAAAAUCCUUCUUUUUAGCCUGUCUCCUCCCCUUCAUGUACACCGAUUUGAAGUGUAUUUAACAGGUGACAUCAAUAAGGGAUCAUAGAUUUCACUUGGAUUCACCUGUUCAGUCUGUCAAGGAAAGAGCAGGUGUUCUUAAUGCUUUGUCCACUCGUUGUACAGUAUGUGUUCUGUGUGAGCGCCACCUUUCACCAACUAUGUAAGAGUAUGCCUUUUAGUCUAUGUGUCCUGCAAAACUGUCUCUGUAUUGUACUAGAUUCUCCUAUAUCUCUGUCAGUAAAUAAAAUAUCAUGUCAACUGUUAA
Molecule: messenger RNA, 2386 nt
Organism: Oncorhynchus mykiss (rainbow trout)
Lineage: Eukaryota; Metazoa; Chordata; Actinopteri; Salmoniformes; Salmonidae
Product: adipose-secreted signaling protein
Source: RefSeq, a predicted model, not a curated record